UUGUGUGACCGAACCAGAUGAAUGCUUCACACAGCCCAUCUCAGAGAAACGCUCGCGGUCCCAGCGCAGACUAUUUAUCUCUCUGUCUGUGCCGUCUUCGGUUCCUACAUGCAUUUGCUGGAAGAAGCCCUCCAGCAGUAUCGACCAUAUAAAGUCCAGCCCAGAAGAUGGCCACCUUCAGCCUCAGCAGGUUGCGCUUUCAGAGCUGCUUCAUAUUAUUGCUGUCCGUAACCCUUGGCGUGUCUGUCCUUAUCUAUGUGUUUGGUACCUUCUUCGAGUCCCCCAAAGUGUGGCUCAGCAGUUUCUCCAUGUUCCAAACAGCCAACAAUCACACACUAAUAAAUAUGACCCGUCUCACAACAUACAACGAAACAGACAACCAACCGACAUCCGAAGCCACACACACAACAAUGACUACAGUGAACACAGAUAAGCUGACAGACAUGCUCAGUACAGAGUCCACGACAACUGUUCCGGUGACAGAAGCAUCAUCCAUCCAAUACCAUCAAGCGUACCCAGGUAACUACCACUACAUCAUAGACGAGCCCCAUAAGUGUGAACAAGAGAAUACGUUCCUGGCCCUCUUGGUCCCGGUAGCUCCACACGAACUGGAGGCUCGCAACGCCAUCCGGAGCACAUGGGGUAAUGAGAGCGUGGUCCGAAACAAGACCAUCACUGUGAUCUUCUUGCUGGGUCUGCCUGGAAAUGAGGCUGAGAAAAAACAGGAGGAACUGAAGCUGGAAAGCCAGCAGUACCACGAUGUGGUCCUGAGCGACUUCAUGGACACCUACCUCAACUUGACGAUAAAGACCACGGUAAUCAUGGACUGGCUGGCCACACGUUGCCCGCAGGCAUCCUACGCCAUGAAGGUCGACUCCGACAUGUUCUUGAAUCUGGAGAACUUGAUGAGCUUGUUGCUGUCACCUGAUACGCCUAAAGAAAACUACAUUACGGGAAGGGUUAUGUGGAACAUACCGGUCAUCCGGGACAAGAACUCCAAGUGGUAUGUGCCAAAGGAAUUAUACGCUGAAGACUACUACCCAACAUACCUGCUGGGGAUGGGUUAUAUCUUCUCCAAUGACCUUCCAGGGAAGAUCGUUGAGGCCUCGAAAGAAAUAACAGCGUUUAACAUAGAGGAUGCAUAUGUGGGUGCCUGUCUGAAACGAAUAGGAGUUUCACCUACAAACCCUCCAAAUCCCUCCCAGUUUAAGGACUAUUUUAGAGGUGAAUAUAAUCGAGAAGAGUUUGCCAGUGUGAUCACCACCAUCCUUAACUCCCCACAGCAGCUGAUCACAUUCUGGCAGGACCUUAAGAGGCCUACAUGAAGGACUUUGAGGGAAAAGACUCGGAACUGAUAUUUGGUAUAUUGUUAUAAUGAUUUUGGAUUAUUUGUGUGGGAAAAUUCUUGUAUCGUCUCAAAAUUUAUUCAGAACUCAUUCAUAGUACAGGCUCUUUUCAGACAAAGUUUGGCAUCACCAGCUCAAACAAUGGGCCUCAUUCGCCGACCGUUCUUCAGACGAAACGUCCUCUUAAAACCCACUUACGCAGU
Messenger RNA from Colossoma macropomum (tambaqui), 1549 nucleotides. Its product is annotated as beta-1,3-galactosyltransferase 2-like. The coding region runs from base 168 to 1325 and encodes 385 amino acids. The transcript is spliced from 2 exons. Lineage: Eukaryota; Metazoa; Chordata; Actinopteri; Characiformes; Serrasalmidae. Gene Ontology annotation, cellular component: membrane. The record is from RefSeq and is a predicted model, not a curated record. Gene Ontology annotation, molecular function: N-acetyl-beta-D-glucosaminide beta-(1,3)-galactosyltransferase activity.